AUGGAUCUCUCAGGCGUAAACCUCACUACAAUCAUCAAGCGGCUCGAAGCUGCCACUUCUCGUCUCGAAGACAUCGCCGAUGCGGGUCAGUCUGCAAUGCGGAUCACGCACGAGGCGCGUCAGGGAGUGAGCGAUGGGAGUGUUGUCGGUGAGAGGAGGGAGAGUGAUAGUUCUUUGCAGCCGACUGAGAGUAGCCGUGCUGGGAGUUUGCAGAGUGUCCCGUCUGAGAUGCCGAAGGAGCCAAUUGUUGUGGAGGAGGAUCCCGCGAGCGUCAAGGCUUACGACGAGUUGUUUGAUAUCGUAAGGGAGUUUGUCGGAUAUGCUAGCGAGAUUGGCGGUGAAGUCAAGGACCAGGCCACCUCCGUCGACGGCAUCUUCGAAGCUCAGCGUGCCUACCUCCUUCUCGCGACCAAGGCAAAGAAGCCCGACAUGACUUCUCCUGCAUUUGCCGAGCUCCUCAAGCCCACCCAAUCUCCCCUUCAAGACGUCAUGAACAUCCGCGAAAAGAACCGCGCGUCGCCGUUCUUCAACCACCUCUCAGCCAUCGCCGAGGGUAUCCCCGCCCUUGGUUGGGUCGCCGUCGAGCCCACUCCUGCGCCUUACGUGGGUGACAUGAGAGACUCUGCGCAGUUUUACGCCAACAGGGUUAUCAAGGAUUGGAAGGAGAAAGAGGGUGGGUCGGCGCAUGUUAAGUACGUGCAGACCUUCCUCAGGUUGCUCUCGGAGUUGCAGAAAUAUGUGAAGCAAUGGCACACGACUGGUGUUGCUUGGAAUCCCAAGGGCGAAGAAGCAUCCGCUCUCCUCAACAAAGCAGCCGCUCCGAAGGCACCAGCCGCUCCUUCCGCACCAGCAGGCGGCGCACCCCCUCCCCCUCCUCCCCCUCCUCCACCAGGCUUCUUCGAUGCCCCGGCACCUGCUGCCGCUGCUCCUGCGGCCGACAUGAACUCCGUCUUCGCUCAACUCAACCAAGGCGAGGGCAUCACCGCCUCCCUCAAAAAGGUCGACAAAUCCCAAAUGACCCACAAGAACCCCUCCCUCCGCGCCGCCUCCGCCGUUCCCGACCGCGCGGAAGGCCGUAAGAGCCCUGCACCCCCCGCGAAGCCCCAGGCAUUGCAGCAAAAGCCGAAGAAGCCAGCGAAGAAGGAGUUGGAUGGUACGCAGUGGAUCAUCGAAAACUGGGAGAAUGUUGCGGAACCCAUGGUUAUCGAAGCGGAGAUUAACCAGACUGUGUUUAUUGUUGGAUGUACGGGUGUCACAAUUCAGAUCAAGGGGAAGGUUAACGCCGUUUCGGUUGCGUCGUGUACGAAGACGAAUGUCGUUGUUGACUCACUCGUUUCUUCGUUUGAUUUGGUCAAGUGCAAGUCUUUUGCUCUUCAGGUCCUCGACAAAGCUCCUACCAUCAUCGCCGAUCAGUGUGAUUCUGGGUUGAUUUACUUGUCGCAGCAGGGUUUGAAUGUGGAGAUCUUGACGAGUCAGUGUUCGAGCAUUAACAUUAAUGUUCCUGGAGCUGGUGAGGAUGGGGAUUAUGCCGAGAGGGCUGUGCCUGAGCAGUUUAAGACUGUGAUUAAGAAUGGGGCAUUGGAGACGAUUGUUGUUGAGCAUGCUGGAUGA
Saitoella complicata NRRL Y-17804 is the source of this 1611-nucleotide messenger RNA. RefSeq lists its product as uncharacterized. The record is from RefSeq and is a predicted model, not a curated record. Gene Ontology annotation, cellular component: cytoplasm. Gene Ontology annotation, biological process: cytoskeleton organization; regulation of adenylate cyclase activity. The transcript is spliced from 3 exons. Gene Ontology annotation, molecular function: adenylate cyclase binding; actin binding. Lineage: Eukaryota; Fungi; Ascomycota; Saitoellomycetes; Saitoellales; Saitoellaceae. Bases 1 to 1611 code for a protein of 536 amino acids.